This is a messenger RNA of Lates calcarifer (barramundi perch), 3258 nucleotides long. Its product is annotated as sodium- and chloride-dependent transporter XTRP3A. Gene Ontology annotation, cellular component: plasma membrane. Gene Ontology annotation, biological process: sodium ion transmembrane transport. NCBI's taxonomy places the organism in Eukaryota, Metazoa, Chordata, Actinopteri, Centropomidae. Gene Ontology annotation, molecular function: L-proline transmembrane transporter activity. The transcript has 11 exons. The record is from RefSeq and is a predicted model, not a curated record. The coding region runs from base 185 to 1984 and encodes 599 amino acids.
CUCCUGCGAGAGGACCCUCCUCCUGAGAGAGACCACAUUACAAUCACAGUGGGCUUAUAAAGGCUGGCAGCACGCGCGCUGACACAGCCUCCUGCACACCGCGCGCUGAUCCGCUCCUUCACCGCUUCAUUGACCUAGGUUCAGUUGCUGGGCUCAAACCUGGACCCGUUCACAGGACGCAGACAUGGAGAAAGAUGCGAGACCCAAAUGGGACAGCCCCGUGCAGUUUGUGCUGGCAUGUGUGUCAUAUGCGGUGGGACUGGGGAACGUGUGGCGGUUCCCGUACCUCUGUCAAAUGCACGGUGGAGGGGGGUUCUUGAUUCCUUAUCUCCUCAUGCUGUUUUUGGAGGGCGUGCCCUUAUUCUACUUGGAGCUUGCCAUUGGUCAGAAGAUGCGUCUUGGUAGCAUCGGGGCAUGGACUGCCAUCAGCCCUUACCUGGGGGGAAUGGGUCUUGCUAGUGUUGUGACAUCCCUGUAUCUCUGUCUCUAUUACAACAUCAUCAAUGCAUGGAGUUUCUGGUACCUCUUUCAUUCAUUUCAAUCAGUCCUGCCCUGGGCAGAAUGCCCCAUCAACGCCAACCGAACAGGACCUAUAAAGGAGUGUGAACAGGCUACACCUACCCAGUACUUCUUCUACAGGGAAACACUGGACAUUUCUUCUUCUAUUGAGGAGAAUGGAGGCAUUCAUACAGGCCAGGCACUGUGUCUCAUACUUGCCUGGAUUAUUACUUACCUGUUCAUUGUCCGAGGAGUAAAGUCUACUGGGAAGGUGGUGUACUUCACAGCCACAUUUCCAUAUGUGGUCCUCUUUGUCUACCUGAUUCGAGGCAUCACUCUUCAUGGUGCCAUCAAUGGUGUCAAAUACAUGUUCACACCCAAGAUGGAACAGCUUGCCAACCCUACUACAUGGAUCAAUGCGGCCACUCAGAUCUUUUUCUCUCUGGGUUUGGGUUUUGGGUCACUCAUAGCUUUUUCCAGCUACAACCAGUACAACAACAACUUUGAACGUCAAGCCAUCGUUGUCUCCCUCAUCAACAGUGGAACUUCCAUCUUUGCCAGCAUCGUCACCUUUGCCAUCUAUGGGUUUAAGGCCACCGUCAACUAUGAGAACUGCCUUGAGAGAACACGACUACUACUGCUGAAUGCUUUUAAUCUAGCAGAGGACAGCAUCACUGUAGACACUGUGUAUGACUGGAUUGAGAAGCUGAACGCAACAUACCCUGAGCAGUUUGCUGAACUCAACACCAGACUGGAAAACUGUGACCUGGAGAGUGAACUAGACACUGCAGUAGAGGGGACAGGUCUGGCCUUCAUAGUGUACAGUGAGGCUAUUAAAAACAUGCCACUGUCUCAGCUGUGGUCAGUGCUGUAUUUCAUCAUGCUGCUGCUGCUGGGAAUGGGCAGUAUGCUGGGCAAUGUCACUGCCAUCAUCACCCCACUACGAGACUUCAAGGUCAUCUCCCGCAUGAGCAGCGAGUUGUUCAAUGGUUUAGUGUGUUUGUUCUGUCUCCUACUCGGCCUGGGCUUCACCACCACAUCAGGGAGUUACUGGUUUACCAUGUUCAAUGAUUAUGGAGCCACUUUCUCCCUGCUCUUCAUCGUACUCAUCGAGGUCAUCACUGUCAGUUACAUCUAUGGAAUUAAAAGGUUUGAAAAAGACAUAGAAGACAUGCUUGGUCAUCGUCCCAACUGGUAUUGGAAGAUCAUGUGGACAUUCACCAGUCCCCUUCUCCUCAUUGCUCUCUUCAUCUUCUACAUCAUCAACUACAUCAAGGGAGGAACACCCACAUACCAAGCAUGGAACAAGGAGCUGGGUAAGUCGGUGGUGACGGAGUAUCCUGUCUUUGGUCAAGUGUUCAUCGGGCUGCUGCUGGCGUCGUCAGUGAGCUGUGUUCCCCUCACAGCCCUGUAUGUCUACUGCAGGAAGAGGAAACAUGGGGGCCAUCACAAGAGGCAGCGUACUGUGAGCACAAUAUCUGCUUAGUGUCUAGACAAUGACAGACAGAUCUGAAUACAGUAACACUACAUCUCCUAUUACAUGGAGGUAGUAGAAACAUGAUCAGCCGUCAUUGGUGUUUUCUUCCCAUUUAUUUCUUCACUUUCACCUAAUUUCACAUUAUUUAAAGAAUUUUCAGCUGUUCUCCCUGUAAAAUGACCUUUUUUACUGUGGGGAACAAUCCUCUGGUGAAUGUAUUAUUGGAUCAUUUCUCUCAGUAUUAAAGUCAGACUUCCAUGUCAGUUUCCAAUCAGUACUCUGUACACUGAAAAAGAUUCAUCACAUUCACAGAGCAGGAAGACCUGGUGGUUUCACAGUUUAACUGUGGAACAUGUCAUUAGUGUAGAUAAUGUUUGUUUAAUUGCCAAACAUUUACAGCAGAUAUAGCUGUAAUUCAGUGUUUUAUCUGACACUAGUUUACUAAAUGGUCAUAAUAUGAUGAAUGUAUGUAGAUAUGUAGAUUACUCAAUGAGUUAUAAGAUGUAGUGUUUGAGUAUGUUAGUUAUUUGUUCAUAUCUUAUACACAUGGCAAUGUCUUAAGUCAUGUUGUUUUAUUUUUAGCCUUAAAAAAAUGAGAGAAGGGGCAGUUUACACGACUAGUACCAAAAAUGACACUUGUCAGUGCUGGAAACAGCAAAACAUAUCACAUAACAUAGUUGUUUUCACUGUAAUAGAAAAUCUAGUCCAGUCAUUUAAUAAUAGCUUACAUUGAGAUGUCUGGUAAGCAGAUUUAUAUGUGUUCUCUUUGUAAGAAGGUUGUACAAAUUACCUGUGUUUCCUACAUUUAAAGUAUUUUUUUGAUAACUAGUUUUCUAUCUGUUUAUAAAGGGCUGGUGUCUGCUAUCAUCUUCUCUCUAUAAGAGAGUUAAACAAAGAGCACAUCAAGUCACUUGUAUGAACCAGUAGUGGAGCUACUGUGCCAAAUAUAAAUGUACUACCUUUAAAUAUUUGCUUCAUACACCAUCAGACAUGUAAACUGUGUACAUAUUGUAGAUAUGUGUGUCAUCCAAUCAUCAAAUGAUUAGAAAACUCAAUAAAUAUGUGACUUUUGCUUUUUGUGCUGUUAGCUGAAUUAAAUGUUUUUAACUCCCAUCAACAAUGAACUGUCAUUAAAGUUAAGUUUGAUGUCAAUUAAAAUCAAAUCAACUGUGUCAUCAACAUAAAACAAUUAAUUCUUCAUAUCUUUAUCCAUCUGUAUGUUCUGUCUUUAUCUUGAUGGUGGUCAAUUUUUUAUUAAAGAAAAAUGUUGAUGUACGUGUUCA